This is a messenger RNA of Lampris incognitus (smalleye Pacific opah), 3381 nucleotides long. RefSeq names its product discs, large (Drosophila) homolog-associated protein 3 (gene dlgap3). The record is from RefSeq and is a predicted model, not a curated record. Gene Ontology annotation, cellular component: postsynaptic specialization; glutamatergic synapse. Gene Ontology annotation, biological process: signaling. Lineage: Eukaryota; Metazoa; Chordata; Actinopteri; Lampriformes; Lampridae. Gene Ontology annotation, molecular function: molecular adaptor activity. The coding region runs from base 19 to 3381 and encodes 1120 amino acids. The transcript is spliced from 11 exons.
UACCAUGUCAGCCGCAGCAUGUCCCAGCACUCCUCCGGUGGUGGCGGAGGAGGAGGGGGGCCCUGCCACUGCAUGCCGGAGGAAUGCGAUGCCGGCCCGGGCCGAGACUAUUACGGGGGCCACAAUGAUGGAGGUCACUUUUACCCUCCGGCGGGCCCAUCUGAAUCUCUGGCCUUGGAGAGGCACCACUCCCAUUCCCACUCCCACUCCCACUCAGGAGGGGGCACCUUUCCCCGCUCCCACCCAAGCCAGCACCCACCCCUGCAGUCAUACGACUCGUGUGAGGAUUGCUUGUCCUCUGGCCAUGGGGGUAAGAUGCACCGCAUCCCGCCCAACCUGAUGGACCAGUUUGAGAAGCAGGUGCCGUUUCACCCCGAUGGCUUCCAUACACUGCAGUACCAGCGCACAGCCAGCGGGGGCGCAGAGCAGCGCAGCGAGAGCCCUUCCCGCAUCCGACACCUGGUCCACUCGGUCCAACGGCUCUUUGCCAAGUCCCACUCUCUGGAGGCGCCAUCCAAAAGGGAAUACAAUGGGAUGAGAAGCGGGGGGGACUAUCGCAGUGAGAGAGGAGGAAGCCACAGGAGCGGAGGGGAGGAGGGUGGAGGUCACCAUUCGGGCCACCAGUCACGCUCCACCAGGAGGAAUAAGUCCCGCGAGCGCAGCAAGAGUGGAGACUCGCGGCACGAGUCAGGUAGACGCCACCGUAGCCGGACAGCAGGCUGGUGGAGCUCGGAUGACAACCUGGACAGCGACAGCAGCUUCCUGGUGAGUGGCGGUAGAAGGGGGCAUCCCAGUGGGCACGAGAGCCUGGAUGCGGCAAUCCAGGAGCUGACCAUGAAGAAACCCAAGGAGAGAGGAGGUGGGCCUCCAGGGCCAGGGCCGGGCCCGGGGCCGGGACCAGGGCCUGCGGAGUGCCUGGCCUGCACCACCAUUGCCCUGGCUGGGAAUGAAGGAAGCCACCACAGCCACCACGGGCACUCCUUAAAGCGGAGUACCUGGUCAGCCAUGACAGUUAGUCAGGCCAGGGAGGUGUACCCCUCCACCAGGGGAGGAGGCUACGACAAAGCCCUGGUGCCCCUGGAAAGCAAAAUGAAGGAGAGGACCUUCCAUUACUUGCAGGUCCCCUCUGACGAGUGGGGCGGAGGAUACCCCGGCGGGGGCGCCACCGACAGCGGAGGGGAGAUCCCGUGCCGGCGCAUGCGGAGCGGCAGCUACAUUAAGGCCAUGGGGGACGACGACAGCGCCGACUCGGACACCAGUCCCAAGGCCUCGCCCAAGACCAGCCUGAUUGCCCAGCGGGAGGCCUUCCGGCGCUCCGUCAGCAUGGAUCAGAGGUACUCCUGUAAGCAGUGCACGGAUUCCUACCCCAACAGCCGGACCACCCCCAAGAGCCACACCCGCUCUCGCAGCUAUACUCGCUCUCUGACCAGCUCACAGCUGGGGGACAGUCUGAACCGUCAGUUUGAUGCGGUGUGCGAGACCAUGUUCGGCGAGGUGGAGUCACAGGCGGUGGAGGCCCUGGACCUGCCCGGGGUCUUCCGCACCCGCAGCCACAGCUAUGUACGGGCCAUCCAGGCCGGCUGCUCCCAGGAUGACGACUGCCUGUCCGUCUUCUCUCUGUCCGGCCCUCAGGGGAGCAUCAAGAGUGGGGCUGUUUUCCCCUAUCGCAAAGGUGCUCCUCCCCCACUCCCGCCUCGCAUGUCCAAGUCCUCCUUAUCGGUGCGUGCCCAGAGCAGCACGGAGUCCACCCAGGAUGCCUACUUCCAGGGCAGCGGACAGCCGGCCACGGGCCCUGGCACCGGGCGACCCAAGAUGCACAGCAACUCUGUAGACCUGGGCGGCUCCGGGGGGCCCUCGGGCCGCACCUCCAGGGGGGGAUACUAUGCGGGACGAUCCCGGCAGCACAGCAACUCGGCAGAGAGCCUGGACGGGGGCAGGGGCUCCAGGGAGCUGGUGCCGUAUGGAGGGGGCCCAGGGGCAGUGGGAGUUAGGGCCAAACACAGCAGCUCGGCUGACAGCCUGUUAGAGGGACCCCCGCGGCCAGCCAGAGACAGGGACAGCAGAGUUGGGGGCAGCCUGGGGAAGUCGGCCUCCCUGCCCCAGAACAGCAUGGUUUUAAGUAAAGUUGGAGGAGGAGGAGGAGGAGGAGGGGGGCAAGAGGAAGGACGCGGCGGGAGGAAGUGGAGGCCGUCCAUCGCUGUGCAGGUUGACAGCUCGGAGACCCUGUCAGACUCAGAUGUGGAGGGCAAGGCUCUCAGGGAGGUCCACUCUAUAGGGGUCCAAGUGGAGGAUGACAAAAGGCGGGCCCGUUUCAAGCGCUCCAACAGUGUGACAGCUAGCGUGCAGGCAGACCUGGAGCCCGAGGGUUUCCCAGGGCUCAGUAUCAGUGUACCAACGCAGGACAAGAGCCUACAGUUUGGCUGUUCUUUCCAAAGGCAUUCGUCAGAGCCCGAGUCAGCCGGCCAAUACACAGAAUACCACCGCACCGUCCACACACAGGGACAGUGGGCCUAUAGAGAGGACUAUAUCCAGAGUGGCUAUUCCACUGAGGCCUGCCAAGCCGACCCGCGACCCCAUCAGCAUCCCCACUUGCCCCCACGCACCCAUUCCCCGCUGCCCCUUACCUCUGAGCGGGCCUGGGCGGGGACGCCGUCCCUGGAGGGCCCCCGCAGCCUGCCUGACUCGGGACGUGCAUCUCCCUGCAUGAGAGACGGAGAGUUCUUCUUACGCCUACUCCAGACAGAGGUGGAGAGGAUGGAGGGAUGGUGCCAGAACAUGGAGCGAGAGGCGGAGGAGAACGAACUGCCGGAAGAGAUUCUUGAGUUGAUUCGUAAUGCAAUCGGCAGUGCCCAGAUGCUCAUGUCUCAAAAAGUCCAGCAGUUCUUCCGCCUCUGCCAACAAAGUGUGGACCCAUCGGCAUACCCUCAGCCCAGCUCUCAGGACCUGGCAGGCUUCUGGGACCUGCUUCAGCUCAACAUAGAGGACGUCCGGGUCAAGUUUCAGGACCUCCAGAGGCUCAAGGACUCUGGCUGGAGGCUCCCACCUGAAAAGAAGGAGGAUAUGAAGCUCCCUCCUCCCUUACCAAAGAAGCCAGCAGGGGGGGUAAGCGGCAGCCUCCGGGCGGACAGCGUCGGGGAUGGAGGAGUUGGAGGCGGGGGUGGUGCUGGAGGAGGUGGGGCGAGCGGCCUGGUGGUGCCGCGUGCAGGCGGGCACACGCUGCCUGUCAGGGAGAAGUCCCUGGACCUGGGGGACCGUCAGAGGACAGAGGCCCGGAGGAGGCUGCUGCAGACCAAGCGGAGUGCUUCCUUCCGCCAGAACUCGGCCACAGAGAGCGCCGACAGCAUUGAAAUCUACAUCCCCGAAGCCCAAACCCGACUCUGA